UGCGGCUUAAAGCGAACGAGUGGAAGAUGGCCGGCCGGGGACGUGAACUGGUACUGCCCGCGUGGAUGCAGCAGCAGCAGCAAGAGAACGGAGGCGCACCGCCGCCCUCCAUCCUGCCGCCGCCGGGCCAUCGCGACCAAUAUGCGGAUGCGCAGGAGCCGCGCCGCGACCAAGGCUCGCGCGAUGCGUACCCGCGCAGCGAUCGCCACGAGCGCAGUGACCGUGAUCGCUCGUCGCGCAGCGACCGCUACGACCGUGACCGCAGUGGACGCGACUCGCGUGGUGGCCGCCACAGCGAUCGCGACACGCGCGAUCGCCAUGAUGACCGAAGGCGGCGCGAUCGGUCGCGCUCGAAGGACCGGUCGGCGCGCCGGGACGACCCGCGCGACCGCCGAGGCAGCAGCAAGCGCGAUCAUGGCGAAGUGAAGAAUUCGAAGGCCUUGGUAUUUAUUCCUUGAGCGGCUCGGGGCGCGUGCGCACUCGACGAUUCGACGUUUUGCCGCCGGGUGUCACACAAGAGAACGCGGCUGCCUACGCAGCCCAAGCCAUCUUGCAGGCCAACUUGGCGGCCCUCUCGGGCGUCGUCGGCCCCGCGUCGUUCGGCCCGCCCACGUCCAACGCCUACAUGCACCAUCAAGCGUUUGCCGGGAACCAGCACUCGCGCCACGCCCGCCGUUUGUACGUUGGCGGCUUUGGCGACGUGCCCGAGCAAGAGAUCGAGCGCUUCUUCAACGAGGUCAUCGACAAGGCCUUGGGCGAACGCCAAGAGCACGGCAGCGUCGUCUCGGUGUACAUCAACCGCGAACGCCACUUUGCGUUCGUCGAACUCAAGUCGAUCGAGCUCACGACAGCGUGCAUGGAGCUCGACGGCGUCUCGUACCACGGCCAGCCGCUCAAGAUCCGCCGCCCGAACGACUACAACCCGUCGGCGGUCAAGGACGUGGGUCCGAUCCCCAAGCUCAACGUCAACGCGCUCGGCAUUGUCUCGACGUCCGUCUCGGACGGCCCCGGCAAGAUCUUCAUCGGCGGCCUCCCGUACCACCUCAACGAAGAGCAGGUCAAGGAGCUCCUCCAGGCGUUCGGUGCACUCAAGUCGUUCCACCUCGUCAAGGAGCUCAACACGAAUCUCUCCAAGGGCUAUGGGUUUUGCGAGUACAUGGACCCGGAGGUCACGCAGGUCGCGUGCGCGGGCCUGAACGACAUGCAGAUUGGCGACAAGACGCUCACGGUGCGUACGGCGCUGACGGCCGGCGGCCUCUACCCGCCCGACCACCCGCACGCGCCGCCGCAGCAGCUCGGCAACCCGGGCGUGACGACGACGACCAUGAUGCAAGCCGCGACGUCGUCCAACCCGCUCCUGUUGAACGUGGAUCCGAUCUUGCAGCAGCUGCAGAAGCACCAAGCGAUGCCGCUGCAGAUCGUGCCCAGUGUGCCUCUGGGCGCGCCGUCGCGCAUCAUCGUGCUCCUCAACAUGGUCACGCCCGACGACCUCACCGACAACGACGAGUACCAGGACAUUUGCGACGACAUUCGCGCCGAGUGUGAAAAGUCGGGCCCGAUCCGGUCCAUGGUCGUGCCGCGCCCCGGCGAGACGCAGUACCAGACGGCCUCGGUCGGCAAGAUCUUUGUCGAGUUUGGCGAAGUCGUCCACGCGCAGCACGCGUCCAACGAGUUGCACGGGCGCGGGUUUGCCAACCGAACGGUUGCCGUCGAGUUUAUGUCGGAGACCAAGUUUGCGCGCCGCGAGUUCUAAGCCAUGCGACCACAUCGGUUCGACUCGUAGGAACACUGAAUACAAGCAUUUUCUUCUCGCCUUGCG
Molecule: messenger RNA, 1819 nt
Organism: Saprolegnia parasitica CBS 223.65
Lineage: Eukaryota; Oomycota; Saprolegniomycetes; Saprolegniales; Saprolegniaceae
Exons: 7
Coding region: 626-1753 (375 amino acids)
Biological process (GO): mRNA processing
Cellular component (GO): nucleus; commitment complex; U2AF complex
Molecular function (GO): poly-pyrimidine tract binding; pre-mRNA 3'-splice site binding
Source: RefSeq, a predicted model, not a curated record